AUGGGUGGGGAGGACUUGGUGGGGGAUGAGGAGGAUUUCGGGACGCGCGACGCGGGCGAGACCGAGCGAUGGCGACGGACGUGCGCGAUCGAAGGGCACGAGAGCGAGGUGAAAUCGUGUGGAUGGUCCCCGUCGGGGUCGUUGUUGGCGACGUGUGGACGAGAUAGGACGGUGUGGGUGUGGGAGGCGCACGGGGAGGAGGAGUUUGAGUGCGCGGCGGCGAUGCACGGACACGGCGGCGACGUGAAGCGGGUGACGUGGCAUCCGACGGAGGACGUGCUGGUGACGACGAGUUACGACGAGAGCGUGAAGAUUUGGCGAGAGGAUGCGGAUGGAGACGAUUGGUCGUGCGUGCGGACGCUGGGAGGGGAAGAUGGGAACGGAGGGGAGGGACACGCGUCGACGGUUUGGUGCGCGAGCUUCGAACCGCGCGCGCUGGACGACGGUCGAGUCGGGACGCGGUGUGUGACGUGCGGUGGCGACGGAAAGCUCAUCGUGUGGAACGGUAAGGGGUUCUGUAACACAGAUCUGGAGUUCGGGACGAGUUUCGAGUGUGGACACGACCGCGCGGUUCUGAGCUGCUCGUGGGGACGAAACGGGCUCGUCGCCGCGGGCGGAGGUGAUAAUUCGAUUCGAUUAUACGGCGAGGUCGACGGAACGUGGCGCGAGGUGGUGAAAGUGGAGAAUGCGCACGACGACGACGUCAACCACGUCGAGUGGUCCCCGCACGAUUCCUCCUUGCUCGUCUCCGCCUCGGACGACGGGACGGUUACGAUAUGGCGCCUCUCGUGA
Molecule: messenger RNA, 792 nt
Organism: Ostreococcus tauri
Lineage: Eukaryota; Viridiplantae; Chlorophyta; Mamiellophyceae; Mamiellales; Bathycoccaceae
Product: G-protein beta WD-40 repeat
Exons: 1
Coding region: 1-792 (263 amino acids)
Biological process (GO): iron-sulfur cluster assembly
Cellular component (GO): cytosolic [4Fe-4S] assembly targeting complex
Molecular function (GO): protein binding
Source: RefSeq, a predicted model, not a curated record